AUGUGGCAGUAUUGGUGUCAAGCCGCCUUGGCGGUCUUGUGCCUGGUGUGGUUGCAUCAGUCGUUGGGAUGCGGCGCGUUAUCGCGCCGCUGCGCGCCGGUUGACGGCUUCGCCUUCCCUGGAGGCGUCUUUUGCUCAACGCCAAGAGGUUACCUGGCUCCACCGUCGCAUUCAUCCGUCCGUUGGAAGCAUGGCUACGCUUUCACUAGGGCUAGUGGCAUCAGUGGUCGGGAUGCGGAUUCGUUAUAUAGACGCAUAACCGCCAACUUGUCCCGCGCCGCUUCGGCCGACGACUCCAGCGUGGAGGCGAUGGGCAUACCGGACUCGCCACUGAAGCCCAAGCCGCUGCCAAUAGACCCGGGUGUACCGCUAGAAAACCAGCCGUUGCCGCCAUGGGCGCUGGAGUUCGUGACGGGCAACGAGGUGCCCAAGGGGCCGUACACCCCAAGGCACUACACCGAAGCGGAGAUCGCCGCUCAUUUCGAGAAGGUUAACGCGGACACGCGAAGCCGUGCAGUGACGCGGCACGUGCAGGAGUCGAAGGGCGCGCCGCUGAAGAGUUACGGCUUCAAGUUCAAGCAGAUACAGCCGGUGCGACACCACAACGGCAGGGCGUUCACGUUCUUCUACGCGCAUUCCCUGCACACUGAUGUCAUCCCCGUGCUCAUGAACAGCUUGAGGCGUGUGGCCAAGCGCCACCUGGGCGCCGGGCGCAUCACGGCGUUGCGCAUCCCGGGGAUGAAAAACGAGUUCUACUCGGUUGUGGGUCUACGCGAGGACUUCUUCGACCUGGCGCGUAACCUGAGCAAUGUGAUAUUCCGCAACGUGCCCUUGACUGCCACGUUCGAGAAGCCGCUCAUCGGACGGCUGCGUUUGAAGGGGCCCAUCAUCGCCGUUGCAGGGCACCUGGAAUUCGACGAGGACGCACAGACCGAGGGCCGAGGUACGAGCUCAGGCUCGGCAGAGGACCGCAAAAUCGAGGUGGUGAACAAGAACCAUUACAUAUGCGCGUUGUCGAAGGACGCAUAUCUCGACAUGGAGGUAAAGAUCGAGUACAUCGCCAACUACGUCAUACCGGAGCGCGGUCCCGAGUCGCUGAAUCGUGACAUCGGCCCUGACGGGUUCAUACAUUUCUGCUCGAGCUGCCUGCCCGUGGAGGUGUUUGCGUUUGACGGCGACCGUCGCGGCAUGGAUGAAGACAGCACAAGCGAGAUUGUGACCCUCGAGCUGCACACCGACGGGUCCACAACACCGCGACUAGCGCUGCUUAACAGCGCCACCUUCCUGGAGCGCUGGUUCGAGCGCACGCUGGAGGCGUUCCACAACGACUGCAAACGCGACCUGGAUGCGCUGGAAGAGUCCAAGCAGUCCAUGCAUAUCGACGAGCUCAUGCACCACGAGCUCUGCCGCAACGUGCCCUGGAACCCGUACCGGCUGCCGGAGGACAGGAGGUCGGCCAAGGCACGCUGGUUCUACCGAAAGGAUGUGCGCCGACAGUACCCCAUCGACCCGGAGUCCAAGCUGGCCAAGGAGGAGCAGCGCAAGGAGUGGGAGGAGGUGCUGGAGAACCAGAUGAAGUACAACGAGCGCAUCGCCCCGAAGCUCGUUGACGACUCCGAGUCGAAGCCUGACCGAUACCUGACGCAUGAGGAAAUCGAGGAGCUGGCGGAAAUGAAGGCGCCGUCUUGGGUCUUCCAGGAUCCGCUGGGAUGUGGUUACCUGGGGCAGGGGGCCGUGCUGGAGUUCGACAAAAACGGGAACCCCCUGGAGUUCCCCAUAGAGUAA
Molecule: messenger RNA, 1785 nt
Organism: Babesia bigemina
Lineage: Eukaryota; Apicomplexa; Aconoidasida; Piroplasmida; Babesiidae
Product: DNA-directed RNA polymerase subunit
Exons: 2
Coding region: 1-1785 (594 amino acids)
Biological process (GO): DNA-templated transcription
Molecular function (GO): protein dimerization activity; DNA-directed RNA polymerase activity
Source: RefSeq, a predicted model, not a curated record